AUGUCCAAAGGUCCUUCAUUUGUUACUAUAAGGAGUGAAGUAAUUUCUUUAGAAUCAAAAGCUGAUAGCUUAUUAUCAAAAUAUUCAUCGUUUGCCCAAACUACUAGUUCUGAGGCAACAGGUCAAGAAAAGAAGUUGGAUGUUCAAAUUGAAAAUGUAUUGCAGAGGACCCAAGAUGUUGUUGAAAAAUUAAGGAAUAUUUGUAAUGAUAAUAACGAUAUUUCUACAACAAAGUUAACACAAUUAUCAAGACAUGCUGAGAUUUUGCAAGAUCAUUGGAAAAAUUUUAGGAAUAUAAGAUCUUCAAUUCAACAAGAACGUAAUAGAUUGAACCUGCUGUUUAGUGUUAAGAAUGAUAUAGAGCAGCAGAAAUUUUUGGAUACAAAUGAAGAUGAGUAUAUUCAAAAUGAAGCUAGAAGAGUUGAUCAAUCACAUAAUUUGGUUGAUAGAUUGAUUGCUCAAGCUUUAGAGACAAGAGAUCAAUUCAACAGUCAGAGUAAUUUACUUCAUAGUGCAAAUAAUAGAAUGCUACAAACUAUCCAGAGAAUACCAGGUUUAAAUCAAUUGAUUGCCAAGAUUAAUACAAGAAGAAGGAAAAAUGCGCUUAUUUUGUCCUCAGUGAUAACAAUAUGUUUUUUGAUAUUGUUCUUCACUUGGUAG
Molecule: messenger RNA, 660 nt
Organism: Vanderwaltozyma polyspora DSM 70294
Lineage: Eukaryota; Fungi; Ascomycota; Saccharomycetes; Saccharomycetales; Saccharomycetaceae
Gene: GOS1
Product: Gos1p
Exons: 1
Coding region: 1-660 (219 amino acids)
Biological process (GO): endoplasmic reticulum to Golgi vesicle-mediated transport; vesicle fusion
Cellular component (GO): Golgi medial cisterna; cis-Golgi network; SNARE complex
Molecular function (GO): SNAP receptor activity
Source: RefSeq, a predicted model, not a curated record